AUGUCGGUCCAGAUCAGAGGCGAUUGCCGAACGCAUAGUGCAAGUGAAAUUGGCAAUUUUACUACCAAUUGCUACAUUGCUACCGCUGCAAUCCUGCAUGCUUCGCGGCCCGGAGGGCAGACAUGGGGAAAUCAAACUGAAAGCCCGAAGCCAGGUUUACUGCAGCUUUCUGCAUAUCUCAUGGCCAAUUAUUCCAAGAGUGUUCGACCAGUCCGUGACUGGAGGAAAACAACAACAGUGGCCAUUGAUCUAAUGGUUUACGCUAUUCUGAAUGUGGAUGAGAAAAAUCAAGUUUUAACCACCUAUAUCUGGUACCGACAGUUUUGGACAGAUGAAUUCUUGAAGUGGAAUCCCCAGGACUUUGAUGACAUCAAACAAUUAUCCAUUCCCACUGCAAAUAUAUGGGUGCCAGACAUUUUAAUAAAUGAAUUUGUUGAUGUAGGUAAAUCGCCUGAUAUUCCAUACGUGUACGUUAACUAUGAAGGUCAAGUGAAGAAUUACAAGCCCAUCCAGGUGGUCACUGCCUGCAGCCUGGAUAUCUACAACUUCCCAUUUGAUGUCCAGAACUGCACGUUUACAUUUACAAGCUGGCUGCAUAACAUUCGGGACAUCAAUAUCUCACUGUGGCGCUCACCUGAGCUUGUAAAGUAUGACAGGAACGUUUUCAUGAACCAAGGAGAGUGGGAACUACUUUACGUCGAUACACAAUACAAUGAAUUCAACCUGGAAAGAGAGGUAUCAGAUGGCUAUGCAGAAAUGCACUUCUUUCUGGUCAUCAGAAGGCGCCCGUUGUUCUAUGCUGUUAGUUUGCUACUGCCCAGCAUCUUUCUGAUGGUCAUGGACAUCAUCGGAUUUUAUUUGCCACCAGACAGUGGGGAGAGAGUAUCAUUCAAAAUUACCCUUCUCCUUGGGUAUUCUGUUUUCCUGAUAAUCGUUUCUGAUACUCUUCCAGCCACUGCCAUUGGGACUCCACUGAUAGGUGUGUACUUUGUGGUGUGCAUGGCCUUGCUGGUGAUCAGCCUGACUGAGACCAUUCUCAUUGUGCGACUGGUGCACAAGCAAGACCUCCAACCCCACGUGCCUCAGUGGGUGAAGCAUCUGGUCCUGGAGAAAGCUACCGCCUUACUCUGCAUCCGCAACAAAAACCGGUUCAGUCCCAUGCACCAACACACCGGGGACAGGAAACUCAGCUCUGUGCAACUGAAUCACUUUACCUGUGAAAAUGGAGCACAAUACGACAAACCAGUGGAUGCUGAUCUAUCUCAAACCCCAGUGGACAGUAUCCUGCACGAGAUUUCAGCCAUCCGACAGUUCCUGGAGAAGCGGGAGGAGUACAGGGAUAUCGCGAAGGAAUGGCUCCAGGUGGGCUAUGUCUUGGAUGUGCUCCUCUUCCGCGUGUACCUGGUGGCUGUGCUGGCUUAUGGAAUCAGCCUGGGCACUUUGUGGUCUAUCUGGCAAUAUUCCUGA
Messenger RNA from Hypanus sabinus (Atlantic stingray), 1467 nucleotides. RefSeq names its product 5-hydroxytryptamine (serotonin) receptor 3A (gene htr3a). The record is from RefSeq and is a predicted model, not a curated record. Gene Ontology annotation, molecular function: transmembrane signaling receptor activity; neurotransmitter receptor activity; extracellular ligand-gated monoatomic ion channel activity. The transcript is spliced from 9 exons. NCBI's taxonomy places the organism in Eukaryota, Metazoa, Chordata, Chondrichthyes, Myliobatiformes, Dasyatidae. Bases 1 to 1467 code for a protein of 488 amino acids. Gene Ontology annotation, biological process: nervous system process; chemical synaptic transmission; regulation of membrane potential. Gene Ontology annotation, cellular component: neuron projection; postsynaptic membrane; synapse.